CAGGCCACAGUGUGUCUGGCGCGGCCGGGCCCCGCCCCCCACACCGAGGCUGUCACUAUGCUGCUCAGCUGAUUGGCAGCUCGUUCACUCGCUGAGCGGCGGCGGAGGAGACAGGGCGGCUGCUCACACUCAGCCUGGACCGGGAACCGCCGCUGCCGGGAGUCACAUAGCCGGAGCCCCGCCGUGUCACGGUGAGUGGGUUCCAGUCAGUGACAGCCAGCCAGGCAGGCAGGCAGGCAGGCAGGCAGGGGGGCCUCGGGCACGGCAGGCAGUGUGUCAGACAGCCCCGGGGGGGGCCUCGGGCACGGCAGGCAGUGUGUCAGACAGCCCCGGGGGGGGGAGGCAGGCAGGGAGGGAGGGGGGCACGGCAGGCAGUGUGUCGACAGCCUGGGGAGGCAGGCAGGUGUCAGACAGCCCCGGGGAGGCAGGCAGUGUGUCAGACAGCCCCGGGAGGCAGGCAGUGUGUCAGACAGCCCCGGGGGGGGGGAGGGCAAAGCAUCAUGGGAGUUGUAUUUCUGUAACAGCUGGAGUUCUCCCUUCCCCCUCGGUUAGAGGAUCCGGCUCUCUCUGUGUGUGGUUAGAGCAGGGGAAGGCAAUGCUCAGCACUCCGGAUGUUAUGGACUACAUCUCCCAUAAUGCUGGCACAGGAUCAUGGGAGAUGUAGUUCACAACAUCUGGAGUGCUGAGCAUUGCCUACCCUUGGGUUAAAGGAUCCGGCCCAGAGUGUGCGUAUACGGUUAGAGGAUCCGGCUCUCUCUGUGUGCGUAUACUGUUAGAGGAUCCGGCUCUCUCUGUGUGCGUAUACUGUUAGAGGAUCCGGCUCUCUCUGUGUGCGUAUACUACGGUUAGAGGAUCCGGCUCUCUCUGUGUGUGCGUAUGCGGUUAGAGGAUCCGGCUCUCUCUGUGUGUGCGUAUACGGUUAGAGGAUCCGGCUCUCUCUGUGUGUGCGUAUACGGUUAGAGGAUCCGGCUCUCUCUGUGUGUGCGUAUACGGUUAGAGGAUCCGGCUCUCUCUGUGUGUGCGUAUACGGUUAGAGGAUCCGGCUCUCUCUGUGUGUGCGUAUACGGUUAGAGGAUCCGGCUCUCUCUGUGUGUGCGUAUACGGUUAGAGGAUCCGGCUCUCUCUGUGUGUGCGUAUACGGUUAGAGGAUCCGGCUCUCGGUUAGAGGAUCCGGCUCUCUCUGUGUGUGCGUAUACGGUUAGAGGAUCCGGCUCUCUCUGUGUGUGCGUAUACGGUUAGAGGAUCCGGCUCUCUCUGUGUGUGCGUAUACGGUUAGAGGAUCCGGCUCUCUCUGUGUGUGCGUAUACGGUUAGAGGAUCCGGCUCUCUCUGUGUGUGCGUAUACGGUUAGAGGAUCCGGCUCUCUCUGUGUGUGCGUAUACGGUUAGAGGAUCCGGCUCUCUCUGUGUGUGCGUAUACGGUUAGAGGAUCCGGCUCUCUCUGUGUGUGCGUAUACGGUUAGAGGAUCCGGCUCUCUCUGUGUGUGCGUAUACGGUUAGAGGAUCCGGCUCUCUCUGUGUGUGCGUAUACGGUUAGAGGAUCCGGCUCUCUCUGUGUGUGCGUAUACGGUUAGAGGAUCCGGCUCUCUCUGUGUGUGCGUAUACCGUUAGAAGAUCCGGCUCUCUCUGUGUGUGCGUAUACCGUUAGAAGAUCCGACUCUCUGUGUGUGCGUAUACCGUUAGAAGAUCCGACUCUCUGUGUGUGCGUAUACCGUUAGAAGAUCCGACUCUCUGUGUGUGCGUAUACCGUUAGAAGAUCCGACUCUCUCUGUGUGCGUAUACCGUUAGAGGAUCCGGCUCUCUCUGUAUUCCUGUCCCUCCCCAGGAGCCUAAGCCAACCAUUACUCAUACAGCUGCCUUACUAUUGUAUUUACAGAAAUAUUCCGGAGUCUGGUUUCACCUAAUUUAAAUCCAUUUGAGACCAAAAUCCUCAUUGUUUUAUUACAUAUAAUUUUUUAUUGGAAAAAUGUAAAUUGUCAGUAGCUUACAAAGACACAGGAGAGCAUAUGAAACACAAUAAGUUCAGUUUUUCAUUUAACGACAAAAAAACCCAGCAAGGUCUUAACCAACAUCAUGUAUAACGCUGUCUGGUAAAAGUUGCUUGUGCAUUGAAGAAAGUAUGGUGGGUUUGCCCUUCCAAGGUGAAGAGGGGAUAGUGAAAGCAUAAAGAGAGAGAGAAAAGGUACUGUAGGAAUAGUCUAGUCCAGAGUAAAGGAGGUAAAUUACCGAAUUACAAAACCUCCCCAAAUUUCUAUCCAUCCAUAAACUUGAAAUCUUUAUUCCAAAAAUCACAGAUGGCGGAGCAGGACAGCAGUCUAUCAAAUUAUAUUUUUUCCAACGUUUAAGCUGGCAGCAUUUGGGUAGCCCAGUGGAACAGCACAUGGGGCGUCAUGGGAACUGCGUUGUUACAGAAUUAUCAAAACGUGUUCAUUUUGGGUUUCCUGAUUAGUUUAGUUGUUGGACAGUGUUUUGUGAGAUUUUUUUUUGUUUGUCAGAUAUUCAUGUAUCAUGGCUUGAACAGUGUUGACUGUUGUUAAAUAUUUGGUGUUCAUUCUGAUUUUAUCAAGGUACUUUGUAUAACCAGAUUAAAUUGAAUACGGCAUCCUUAUUUACAUAAAUAUCACCUGUCUUGACUAUAGGCUCCGCCCUUCGUUGCUUUAUAAUUUAGGAGGAAAGCUUGUAUAAUGUAGUAUAUUGGGCAUUUGCCUUUCAAACUAUAUAACUUUGGAGUUUGUCUGUUUGACUUCGUAUUGCUUCAUGGUGUCCCCAAUCUACAUGGCUGAGUGUCUGCUUGUAAGUAAAAUCAGCAGGUAACUUUUAUUUUGUCUGCCUGUGUAAUAAUGUACCCAAGUCCAUAUACUAUUUUCACCUCGGUUGACGGCAAGUUUAUUGUAAGUAGUGUAUUCAAGUAUUUUUAGACACGUUCCGCAAAGUUUCUUUUUGAGCCAGAAAGUGACUUGUUGAAUGUUUUUUUUGUAAUCCUUUGGAGUUGGAAAUUUACAUAAACUCUGAUUUAUCUACAAAGGGAUCCAUGAUCUAAUUAUAUGGGGAGUUUCCCAGUUGCUCUAUUUUGACUCCCCAUUGUGUUGUAAAAAACGUAACAGCAGGGAUGGGGUUACAUUGACAAAAUAUAUAAAGACAGUAGAUGUUAUAUACAUUGCUUAUUGGUAUCUGUAAGGACCCAGAAGACAUUGCUUGCAAUACAGCUUACCAGAAAUGGCAGCGGAAUGUAAAAAUAGUGUGCAUUUGCCCACAUACAGUUAAAUAAUAUAUUUCUAAAACAAAGGUAUUUAAACCUGCUAUAGCACUUUUCUUUUAUCAAUCUCUUGGCUAUUGAUGUAAUACAGUGAAAUGGUACAACCCCCCCCCCACCCCCAACUGUAGGAAUGGGGAGGUAAGUUACAUUUCUUAAAGGCAUUAUAUCCGUUCUAUCUGCAGUGUGUUAUCAUAAUUAGAGUAUACACAAGGGCAAGUGAGAUUUUAUGGACCAGAUUUCACAGUUAAAAACUAUGCUCUAUUAUGGUGGUCAUAAUCAAAAACAAAACAGUGUGAUGGAGUGCCCUGGCUCCCCCUCCUUGUAAGUUGUCAGACUGUUAAGAAAAUGGGCGCUCUCCUGGCACUAUAAACCUCAAAGUAUGUGGUAGUGGUUAUGGUGUUUGGAGAUGUCUUUUAACACUUGUUUUAACGCUUAUCAUUGUAAAUAAGGAUAAUUGUGGGGAAAGCUGCUUAUGGAAUUUUCAGAUUUAGCUGAUGUGGAAUUACGUAUCUGGUGGUGCCAUGCUUAAAAUUUGUGAGUGUGUACACGUUCAUAUAAUUUAUGUACUAAGAAAAAAUGUGUAGGUUUGUAUUUAAAAGACUUGAUUAAGUUGCAAAAGUGACCUGUUUGAUCUUAACAUAAAUAUGUGCCAUGUUUGACAAUAUCUAUCAUUACCGUGGACAAACUGAGACACCAGGUGUCUGUCCAUCUUCCCGUACUGUGCGAAUCCUUGAAUAGACCUCUAGGAAAGCCAGUUACAUAAUCUGUAAAUCAUUGUUCCCUGAACUUCACGACUUGAUGCAGAUAAAGGAUUUGAGCAGUGCAAAGGUAAUAAUAAUGUGUUUGCUCAAAGGCUUGUGCAUUUACAUUUAUCAUUAAUGGCAUUUAGUCACGGAUUACUGGCUGCUAAAACCCUCAGAAUAAAAAUAUCCAACUCAUUUACUAAACACCACAUUCAAACCUCUCAAAGUUACAAAAAUGACACCGAUGUACCCCAUUUUUGUCAGCUCCUGUUCUAACAACCUAGUUCCAGCUCUUUUGAAUUGAAUCCACUUCUUUAGGAAAUCCUUCCUCCUGGGACUCUCUGCAGUGAAAGGCUAAAUAGAUCCCUGGAAGAAGACACCUGGACAGAGAGGGGUGCAAAACCAUCAGAACAUGCAUACAAUAUAAGAGUGAUAUAUGUAUUACACGUAACGGCUAGAAAGAAAUCUGAUCCAAUAUAGAACCUCUCCAUAACAAGUCUAAUGUUCUGCCUAGGAUCAGUUUAAUGGCUUGACAAUCCUUUCAUAUAAUUGCUACAUGAAGCCUCAGACUGAAAUAAUUCUAUGUGUGUGUGUAAUCUAGGAUUUUACUGCUGAAGUAAAACGUGCCAUUUAGUGACUCAUUGCUGGGAGACAGGACAUUUGUUUGAGAUGAGCGGUGUAUCCCAGUAGCCUGAAUUGUUAGUUUCCAGCCAGUCAAAACAUGGGUGGAAUUGAAAUGCUCGUUGGUGAUCACAAACCCCAUCGACAGAUUUCAGCGGACAGUAAAACGGAGCAGUGAGCUGUAAUGGUAGCAACUGGUACCCGUGGCUAUAUCGAACUUGUCAGAGCUAAUCUGGCCGAGCAGCCGUGAUGGCAGGAAUAUAUUUAUGACACUAUAAACUAUUGAGUUGUGUAUUGCUCUGCAAUGGAUUGCAUGCGGCUGCAAGGUUUGAAUCAGUCACUAAUUGGCAUCGGUGCCCACAGGUUGGAUGCUGAGAGCAGGGAGUUGGAGAUUGACUGCAUUGCUGUAGGAGCACCCGCUCUGCUAGCAUCCUUUAGUUGUAGUCCGUUACAACUCGAGAAACAAAGGCUCUCCCUCCUGGCAAUAGAGAUAGUGUUACUCCACUACUUUAGGUCAGUUUAGGAUAUUGGUGUUACAAUGCCUUACUGCCCUCUGCCUCUCCCCCCCUUACCUGUAUUCCUUUAACUUGCCUGUAAUUCAGGUGCCAAUCUACUUCCUCUGUCUGACGUCAGUAGGGGCCUUGCUCUCUUCCAGGCUGCCAGUCACAUGUGUGGGUGUAGCUAGCCCCCGGCAAACAAGCUGAAACACUGUACAUCAUGGCUGCUACCACAAUGACCACUUCAAAUCACUGUAGUGUAUAUGGUGGUUGGAGUAACCCUUGAAUGAUGUGAAAUUGAAGAAUUAAUUCAGGAGGGCUAACAAAGCAGUGGAGGCAGGGAGCGGUGCGAAGCCGACCCUAGAUAAGAAGUCAAAUUGUUCUAAAAUGGUUUAAUUAUUUACAAUGUGACGGUGUCUGAACAAUCCUGUCACCAUAACCACUGCAGUGUGCUUGGAGUCUUCCUUUUAAGGUGUGGUAACCUGGUAUUUUCAUAAAUCAGAACACCACUCAAUAGAACAAAUUUGCAUCUGAGAUAUUUGGAUAGUCCAUAUAGCAAGACUUGAAAUUUCAAGUCCUGUGUCACUAGCCAGACUUUAAAAGUUACUUUCCACUGCUAGGCUCGAGGGUCCAUGGCUCAUACACCAUAGGGGAAUUUCUAGUCACCAGGACUACAUUUUUAAAUUGCCAAUGGCUGCAUAUAGUGUGUAAUCUUGUCUGAGCAAGGCUCACCUUCUGUUACUCUAUGUCCAGCUGGUUGUUUGUUAACCCUGUUAGUUUUAUAAACAGUGAAAUAUUUAUAUUCCUAUUAAAGGGACACUAUAGUCACCUUAACAACUUUAGCUUAAUGAAGCAGUUUUGGUGUAUAGAACAUGCCCCUGCAGCCUCACUGCUCAAUAGUCUGCCAUUUAGGAGUUAAAUCCCUUUGUUUAUGAACCCUAGUCACACCUUCCUGCAUGUGACCUGCACAGCCUUCCACAAACACUUCCUGUAAAGAGAGCCCUAUUUAAGCUUUCUUUAUUGCAAGUUCUGUAUAAUUAACCCCUUAAGGACAGAGCUUCAGUUGUCUUUCACUUAAUGACAACAGCAUUUUUUGCUGUUUACGUUCAACUGCAAUUUGCAUUUUACUGAUUUAUUGCACCGACACACAUACCGUUUUUUUAAAGGACAGAAAGAGCUUUAAUUUGAUGAGAUAUAUACUUAUUUAUUAUAGAAAAAAUACAGAAAAAUGCCAAAAAAUGUAAAAUGUUUUUUUUUUUUGUUUGUUUUUUUUUACAGUUUUUGCAAUAAUAAUGUGUGCAUGAUUAGUGCAGGUUAAGGAAAGUAAUUAAAAAUAAAUUCAUUUAGUUGUUCUGAUUUACAGAAUAUAUAAUGUGUCUGGGAUUUUAAGUUUUUUUUGGUAGUUACAUGUCACAAAGCACAAGGAGUAAAAUACAUUUUUAAUGUGGAGCGAUUUUAGAAUUUGGUAUGUUUGUCUUGUAAGCUUAAUAGUCAUAAAAGAAAUCAAAAUUGCCACACAAAAGUAUAUAUUUAUAUAAAGUAGACAUCACGGGCUAUUUACCUAAGGUUGUUUUGACACUUUCUACGUAGCCAUUUCACCGCCAACCUCUGCUAAAUAUUGGAGUAAAAUUGUGGGGGUUUUUUGUUUUUGUUUUUGGCACACAAACUUAUAACAAAGAAAUUCUCAUGUGUAUUUUGUAAAGUUGUUGUGUGCUAUUCCUGUACAAAGUUUUAUUUUGUGUUCAGUUACAUCUGCUGAGUAAAAGGACACCCCCAUUGUAUGUCUUUGGCACUAUUUCGUGAAGUUACAGUGCCAUAUAGGUUACCUGUCCUUUUCAGUAUUCACAGUAGAAUUUUGAGAGAUGGAUUUAAUGAGCCUUUGCUUCCAUUUGGGGUAUUAGUAGUUUGACUGUUCAAAAAAAACCCACAAAGGCCUACCAUUUGUAAAAGUAGACACUCCAGGGUAUCUUAUAAGGUGCAUAUUGUGCCUUAACAUGCCCCCAUUUUUUUUCACCAAUAUAUGCCAAAGUAUGUGGUAAAAAAUAAUUUUGUGCAUUUUUUACAUACGGAUUGCAUUUUUGCUGGGCAUUUUGUAUAUUUCAUGUGCCACUAAGUUCAAACACCCCAAAUUAUGCUCAGCUAAGUCUUCUGAGUAAAAAGACACCCCCAAUGAAUGUCUUUGGCUUUUGAAUUUUGACGCCGGGCCUGUGUGCAAUUUCCAAGCAUCUUUGCAGGUUUUAAAUUCAAACUACCCCACAAAGGCCUACCAUUUCUUAAAGUAGACACCCCAGGGUAUUUCAAAAGGUAUAUUUUGAACCGUAGCAUGGGAUCAUUUUUCCGCUAGCUUGUACCAAGUGUAGUGGUAAUAAGUGUUUUUUUUCUUCCUUUUUGACACACAAAGUGAGUUUGCACAGUAUAUUUUGCAAACCUUAUGUGUGCUACGACUGUAUAAUACUUCAUAUGUUGCUCAGCUAUGUGGUCUGAGCACAGCAAUACCACCGUAUGUACCUUUGCCAGGUAUAUGUGGAUGUUGAAGGGGCACAUUUGAGACGCAGCCAUUCAGUUUUUUUCUAACUUUGAAGUUUUACGCUGUGUCCAUGUUCCAAUUUGGAGUAGAUUAGAUGGUUGGUUAUUGAAACUUCCCCGCAAACACAUACUAUUUAUUAAAGAAUACACCCUGGGGUAAUUCAAAAGGCAUAUUUUGAACCUUGGCGUGGGAUCAUUAUUUCUCUAGUUUGUUCCUGGUGUAGUGGUAAUGAGCGUUUUUAAAUGUAUUAUUUUUACUUUUUGAAACGUUUUUUACUUUUACAAACUAGUUUUUAAACUUUUGUUUUGCUUAUUAUUUUUUUUUAAACUUUCCUAAACUUUCUUAACUUUUUUUUACAGAGUUAACAUAUUUCUAAGCUUUUUUUUUAUUAUUUUUUUUUUUUUUUUUCCGUUAACCCCUAACUAGCAGUAAGUAGCACUAACAGUGAAUUCCCCAUUUUCCCAUAACUCCCACCCACCCCAGCUAGCAAAAUAUAUAAUUAUAAAAUAUUUAAAUUAUUUAAUUAAAUAAAUUGAACCCCUGAGGGAUAAAAAAUAAAUAAAAGUUAAUCGUCAGGAGUUAAAAAAAAUUAGAUCACAGUAUAAUACUGUGAUCUGUAUUUUGAUCACUGUAGGCAGUGAUCGACUGGCAGGGAAGGGGUUAAUUUUUAUUUGGAGUCGCUAAAGGGGUUUUUUUUUUUAUUUUUUACUUAAACGUUAUUAAAGCUUUUUUAACUUAAUUUUGAUCUUUUUAAAGCUUAUUUUAAAACUUUUUUUCUAACGUUAACCCCUAGUUAGCCUAACACCAAAUCCCCCAAUUCCCCACUAACUUCCACCCACCCCUGCUAACUAAAUUUUUAAUUUUAAAAUACUUAAAUUAAUUAAUAAAAUAAAUUUUAACCCCUAAGGAUUAAAAAAAAAAAAUUAACCCUCGGGGAUUAAAAAAUAAAUAAAUAAUGAGAUCAUAGUAAAAUGUGAUCAGUUGGCAGGGAAGGGGUUAAGUUUUUGUUAAAAUGGGUAAAGGGGGGUGGUAUUUUAAAUAAACUUGAUUUUAUUUUAUUUUUUAACAGGGGUCAGGAUCAGCACUGUUCCGGCUCCCUGCACUUCACACAGAACCAGGAAGUGCAGGGAGGUGGAAGGUAAGCAUACUAAACACAUGUGCUCGCUCAGACAGGCAGACCUGAGCACCAUUAACCCCGCGAUCGCGGCUAUCUGGGGUUAAUUUUACCGCGUGACGACGGACAAGGUCCGUCACUCGUCGUUAAGGGUUUCCCCUGAGUGACGGACCUCGUCUCUCACUCGUCAUUAAGGGGUUAAGAUUUUCUUAUCCCCGUCUAUGUUAAUAGCUUGCUAGACCCUGCAAGAGCCUCCUGUAUGUGAUUAAAGUUCAAUUUAGAGAUCGAGAUACAAUUAUUUAAGGUAAAUUACAUCUGUUUGAAAGUGAAAGCAGUUUCUUUUUUCCAUGCAGGCUCUCAUAGCCAGAGGAGGUGUGGCUAGGGCUGCAUAAACAGAAACAAAGUGAUUUAACUCCUAAAUGACAGUGAAUUGAGCAGUGAAAUUGCAGGGGAAUGAUCUAUACACUAAAACUGCUUUAUUUAGCUAAAGUAAUUUAGGUGACUAUAGUGUUCCUUUAAUCAUGAGUGUUACAAAGAGUAGCUUUUCACUUUUCCUAUAAGAGUAGCAGCAGUGAUUCCAAUAAUAAUGGGGCUCAGUUUCUGCCUGUCCAAUCACUGUUUACAGGUUAAAAUUGGGCCCUUGUGAGUUUGUUCCUGGUCAGCCGAUUGCUGUCUGCUUUCAUCAUUGGUUUAUAGCUCCUCCCCCUCCUCAUGCUGUCGCACUCAGUGCUCUACGAAGAGUGUUCAUAUCUCUUUAGUGUUUGCUGAGGCUGCCUGUCUUCCCAGCACACCCGGGGUUAAUCAGCAAAUAUCCCCCAACCUAAAUGGACUCUCCAUAAACAUACAUUUCAAAGACUGCAAAGGAAACAUCCAGCUGUGUCUGCUCGACUGAGAGGUUUAUGUGAGGGAGAUCAGACUGUCAGUAAGUUAUCUAAUCCCCCCACCCUCUCUCCUGUAUGUAGAUGUGUCAAUACUUGUGAAGUUCGGGGACCAGUAAAAUAAAUGACUCCCUUUAAAUGUGCUCUAAAACGUCUUCACCCCUCGUCUCUUCACUGUAUUCUCAUGCAAUAAGGGCAUUUAGAAAUGAAAGCACUGUUUCUCAGCAAUGACGUUCACUUUUCGUUUAUCAUCCUAUUAGCCCUCUGUCCUCCUUGGCUUUUUACUUAAAGCUUCACUUGUAGGCUUUCAGUGGCAAUGCUAGCUGUGAUACUGGGGAUCAGAGGGCUCAUAGUGACUUUAGCUGGGAGUGGGAAUUAGUGUGCUGGCAAUAAGGUGACAGUGGGCGGGAUAAAUGAAAACAAAUAAACACGGCACUUUAUUCACAAGCCGUGGGUUCAAUAAAGACAGACUAACUGACAGCAGGAGCGUUGUACUUCAUAUAGAAAUGGAAUAAAAAAAAAAAAAACCCUGCUAUACAUUUUGCAUAUGUGGUGAGCGGUAUUUUAGGGCUGACUAGUAUGUUAUCAUUUAUAGAGUGUCAGUAUAUUCCUUGAUGUUUUAGUGUUUGCUAAUAUAAACAAAUAUUUGACACACGAAAUGACGUGACUAUAUGCUCUCUAUACGCGGCUGUUUUAUACGUUCUAUGUUAUGAAAACUUUGUGUUCGGGUUCCGUUUGCAUAAGUAAAUGUUCCCAUUGAUGAGUUCUAUUAAAAUAGUGUUUAAAAAUAGUUUUGGCUUGCACUCUUCAUCCAAAAGGAAAGGGGUAGUGAAAAUCUCAUUUUCCUACGAUGAUCUCACUUACAGCAUGAUUUCAAUCUUACCCGAACUCUAAUUCACCUCUAAGUUGUUUAAAUCAAUAUAGCGUCUGCUUCUAUCAGGGCUGUAUCCUCCGCGUUGUCUGACGUAUAUUGAACUCUACAAAUAAAUAAAAUAUUCAGUAGACUAAUCUGCUUCUCGUCCUAUAGAGUACGGAGUCAUUCUCACAAUAGGCAAGUGUUGCAUUACGUCUUGUUGCUGAAUUCAAUGGCCAGGCAGACGUGCAAUCCUUCGAUUAACAUCUGGGGGAAAGUUUCCAUUCUUAUAGAAAAGAUAAUGUUAUCUCUGGUUCUAGAAUACCUCCCCUGGUUUAUUGACAUGUGUUAGAUUUAAUAUUAUUUUUUCACGAUACUUAUGGUCACAUGCCCUCUCUCAGGUGACUCUGGUUCCAGUUUGUUUCGAUUUCCUUACAUGCAUAUGAAUUGAUCUAGCAGUUUUAACCGUACAGUCUUAGAAAGUCAAGUUAUUCAGGAAAUAUUAACUGUUUAUUAUUCCCUUCCAGGUCACCACUGUUUCUGUAAUUAUGUUGUCACGACUAUUCCGCAUGCACGGUCAGUUCGUGGCCUCUCAUCCAUGGGAGGUCAUUGUCGGCACAGUGACUGUCACCAUCUGUAUGAUGUCAAUGAACAUGUUUACUGGGAAUGACAAGAUCUGCGGUUGGAACUAUGAGUGCCCCAAGUUUGAAGAGGUAAGUCUGCUUGGAUAAUGCUGCGUCGGGGAAGGAGAGAGCAGUGUUUACCAUGUAAAAUGUAAAACGUGUUUUUCUUGCGUUCAUAGGACGUUCUCAGCAGUGACAUAAUCAUCUUAACCAUCACACGCUGCAUUGCUAUUUUGUACAUCUACUUCCAAUUCCAGAACCUCAGACAGCUUGGAUCAAAGUACAUUUUAGGUAAAGAAUCAUUGUUUUCCUAGGCUUUUAUUAAUAUGUCCAUAAAUGUAUUUUGUCUGUCUAGCUACGCUGUAUGCUUGCAUGUAUGUGGCUGUUUAUACACUGUAUGUGUGUAUUGUUUUGACUUUGGGUCUUGCGUGGUUUCUACUAUUCUUCUCGUGCACUAUAAACCAGUAAUGCAUUAUUAUUAUUAUAAUCUGUCGUUUCUAGGCAUCGCUGGUCUGUUUACCAUAUUCUCCAGCUUUGUAUUCAGCACGGUGGUCAUCCACUUUCUCGAUAAAGAACUGACCGGCUUAAAGUAAGUCUAACAGAUCCGAGCCCUGCGUCUGGCAUUGUCUCUGUAUUACCUUUUUAGCCCGCAUUUUAACUGGCUUCUGUGUUUGGAUUUUUCUUACAGUGAGGCUCUGCCUUUCUUUCUGCUACUGAUUGAUCUUUCCAAGGCCAGUGCCUUAGCCAAAUUCGCUCUUAGUUCCAACUCACAGGUACGUGCGCUUCAUUGAAAUCUGAUAAUCUGCAACCUUUUCAAAAUAUGUUAAAGGGACACUAUAAUCAUCAAAACAACUACAGCUUAAUGUUUUGGUGAGUACAGUCUGUCCCUGCAGGCCUUUUAAUGUAAACACUGCCUUUUUUUUUUUUUUUCUCAGAGAAAAGGCAGUGUUUACAUUGCUCUCUAGUGGCCAUCACUCCAGUCAGUGCUGCAUGUUGUCUACACUCUGCAUGGAGGCGCUGAAUUUCCCCCAUAGAUAUACAUUGAAUCAAUGCAUCUCUAUCAGAAGAUGCUGAUUGGCGCAGAGCGGCAUUUUGCCAUGUGCGAUAACUUUUCAAUGCUUUCCAAUGGGAAAGCAUUGCAUUGGCAAAGAUCAUAAAGUUUGAUCUCCACCAAGGGGGCGGGGUAUGGGAGGGGCUAGCCGUGAUCGGUCCUACUCAGUAUUGGGAAAAAGUGAGUAAAUCUAGGGUUGGUGAGGUGGGCAUGGGGAGACUAAACUGCCAUUUAGACCUAUAGUGUUAGGAAUACACAUUUGUUUUCCUGACACUAGUGUUCCUUUAAGUCCUCACUCUUUAUUUCUAUAUUUCUGAGCUUUAAUUGUGUGCUCAGUAUAACCUGUGCUUAGUUUCCUUUUUAAACAGGAUGCUGCUAACCCUGGGGGUUUGUAACAAAUGCUAGAAUUUUACAAUCCAGUAUCUAUUUUUUUUUAACUAUAUUAUCAUCUCUAAAUCAUACAUUGAAAUGAGGACUCUCUCCCGCCUGGAAUAUUAGUAGAAUUUAAAACCGAUUCCUGCUGGGAGUUCCUGUUAGAUUCUCAGAUGGCGUUCCAGAAUAAAUGUAUUCUAGUGUAGUUACCAGGAUUUCUGAUGACAAAUGAAUUGCUCUAUUAAUCAAUCGUUUUAUUUGACCUUCUUAGGAUGAAGUCCGAGAAAACAUUGCCCGGGGCAUGGCGAUUCUUGGACCUACCUUCACACUUGAUGCGCUUGUUGAGUGCCUUGUGAUUGGCGUGGGUACAAUGUCAGGUCAGUCUAAUGGAUUUCAAUAGAGAAGAGGAUAAGUAAAUAAUCAUAAUGUGAACUAUUUUUAAAUGGCGGGUUUUUUUGCAGGUGUUCGUCAACUGGAAAUCAUGUGCUGCUUCGGUUGUAUGUCCGUUCUAGCAAACUACUUUGCUUUUAUGACCUUCUUCCCAGCUUGUGUUUCCUUGGUAUUAGAGGUAAGAUACUGUAGAGAACCUGCAGCAGGGACUGCAAAUUUUGGCAAUGCAGGCGUUGGUAAAUUGCAUUUCACAUGAUUCAAAGCAAUCUGUUUGCAAACAUGACAAAUGAUCAUAAUCAUUUUAUCCAAUCAUUUGUGCAUUCUGGCUUAUGAUAAUUGAAGUUUGAGACAUAUUAAAAGGCCAUUUCAAGUACCAUGACCAUGGUGCCAGCUUUAGAUAUGUGCUUGUGGCGUGAUCCAUUAAUGUCCAUAUUGCCUGCUAACGCAUGUUAGAACAGAUGUUACUAAUGUAGAAAUAUAGGUUCCUUAUUAACGAUAUUGACAGUGUCUGGGCCACAUGCAUUUGGGACCCUCAGUUUUGUGUCAAAGCCGUUUGGAAAUGGCAGAGGGGGUGACACCAGGAGCAUGUUGGUACUUUCACCACAAGAGUUGACUAUAGUAUUUGUGGUUUUUGGAGUGCCCCUUUAACGCCUUAACGCCGUUACGGCGUUCUAUGCCGUCGCGGUUUUAAAGGGCUUUAAAGCCAUUGCGGCGGCAUAGAACGCCGUAACGGCUUAAGCCCCCAGAGGACCGGCAGUACUCACCUCCGCCGCGAUCCUCUUCUGGAGGGCUGCCUGACCGCCCAGGCAGCCCUCCUCCGGUGAAUGAGGCCCCCAGGCGCCAUGUGAUCGCUCUCAAAGAGCGAUCACAUGGCCCCCUAUAGCUGGCUAUGGAUCUGUCAGGAAAUAUCAGACAGUCCCUCUACUGGUGGGAAACUGUAAAAAAAAUAAAAAAUAAACAUGUUAUAAAAUAAAUUCAAUAAUAUAUGUGUAUAUGUGUAUAUAUCUAUUUUAUAUAUAUAUAUAUAUAUAUAUAUAUAUAUAUAUAUAUAUAUAUAUAUAUAUAUAUAUAUAUAUAUAUAUAUAUAUAUAUAUAUAACCUCAUACGUUGUGUAUUUUAAUACUAAUAUUAGUAUAUAUAUUAGUAUUAAAAUACACUUAGAAUGACGUUACAUGUGAAAAAGCAAAAAAAUAAUAUUUGGCCAGUGUUUGUGACUAAGUGGCUACUAAAAAAGACUAAACAUACCCCACGUUCAAUACCUUGGGUUGUCUACUUUUUCAAAUGGUAUGCCAUUAUGGGGGUAAUUCUCAUUCCUGGGCUACCACACCAUCUCAAAGGUAACAUUACUAAUCUGGCAAAUUUCAAUUUGAAAAUGGAACGUUCUAUAUUUGACCCUGUAACUUUCCAAAACACCAUAAAACCUGUUAAUGGGGGGUACUGUUGUACUCGUGAGACAUCGCUGAUUACAAAUAUGGGCAUUAUUUCGCAGUAAUACCUAACAGUAUUAUGACAUUCACAGCUAAAAUGUCAGACGUAAACACAAAUUUAAAAAAAAAUCUUAUUUUCUCAAUUUUUUUUUAAUUUUAUUCAUAACAAAUUAUGUUCCAUAUAUGAAUAGUUAAUGAUAAAUUAAAGCCCUGUUUCUCCUGAACAAAAUGAUAUAUAAUAAGUAUGGGUGCACUUAAUGUGACAGCAGUGAAUUACGGGUGAACAGACAUACAGCACAAAUUCCAGUUUUUGUUUUCGUUUUGUUUUGAUCAGAACGUGUAUUAUUGACUCCGUCCUGAAGGGGUUAAAUGAACUCUCCAAUGGAUUUUUAUUUUUUAGCAAUUUAGUAAUUAAGUAAAUAUUCCCAUAAUGAAGAAAUGCAGCAAUAAGCAUGCAUGUUUUUUUCAUUUGGGUAUAUCUAAAAACAGCAUGCAAAAGGUGCAUGUCUGCAGCCUUUGCAUGCCCUAUGAUGCAUCUGAUUUUGAGUGCAAGUCUUGAGGGAGCCCAGCCAGGGAGUCUGCAUGGGGCGAAAGUGGGCUACGUGAAGACAGGCAAACUUUUACUUUUAGGAACUUUUUGCUCUCUAAAGUAAUUUAGUUUUUAAAGUUAUUACCCUGGAUAAUAUUUCUUUUGUUUUAGCUUUCCAGGGAGAGCCGAGAGGGCCGUCCCAUUUGGCAGCUCAGCCAGAUUGCUAGUGCUUUAGAAGAGGAGGAGGAUAACAAGCCAAAUCCUGUCACUCAAAGAGUUAAAAUGAUUAUGGUAAGUGUUUCCUAUUUUGCUCUGAACUACCCCGACCCUUCCACAUUAAGUGUGUGUGUGAUUGAUUUGCAACAAAAAGGUAAACUGCGCUUGUCAGUAGAUUUAUGAUAUUGGGAUAAUGUAAAGAUGCACAUUAAAUACACUUUAAAAAAAAAAAAAAAGUAAUGCCGGGAGACUGGCCGCUUCUUCAUUGGAUCUCAUUGUAACAUUGCUGGAUUGUUCUCUCCAGUCUUUAGGUUUGGUUCUUGUUCACGCUCACAGUCGGUGGAUCAGUGAGCCUUCUUCUCAAAACAGCACCUCUAUUGAAGAUCCAAAGGUUUCCAUUGGGUAUGAUGACAGUAUGCCAAAGAGAAUUGAUCCCAGCAUGCCACUCUGGCAGUUCUAUCUCUCAAGGUAAGGGGAAAUGUGGGUUGUCCAUUCCACGACUUACGGAAAAGCUCUCCUUAUUAGUUUUCAAUGUCUCCUUUUGUUGGUUCAGUAUGAAGCUGUCAAAGCUGUCCCUGACCCUGAAUCGCUUAACAAAACAAAAACAAAAAAAUACCUUUAAUCCAGUGUACAUAGACCUAUAGCUCUACUUAGAAAGGCUCUGUAGAAUGUAUAUUUAAUAAACAAAUAAAUUACCCAGAAGGUAAAAAAAAACAAAAAACCACAGGCUAGAAAAUCCAUAUUAAUUGGCUGUAUUUGUCUUUUCCUUCCCGACUGCACAUGCUGUAACAUACUGGGUUUUAAUCCGUAGGAUGCUGACCAUGGACAUCGAGCAGGUUAUUACCCUCAGCCUUGCUCUGCUUCUUGCUGUGAAGUACAUCUUUUUUGAGCAAACUGAGACAGAGUCCACUUUCUCCCUGAAAAACCCCAUUACCUGUCCUGUAACCACGCAGAAGAAGCCAACAGAAAGCUGCUGUGUAAAGGAGUAUGAAAGAAAAGCCCCAGUCACCCCAGUGAACGAGGUCUCCUCAAAGGAAGAAAAAGGUAACUUGAUAGCAACAAAACAUCAGAGAACCAGCACAACGGUUCAAUAAGUAAAGCAAUGUGUCUGAAAGAAAAUAAAAAGCAAUAUAGUGUAGUAUUGUCCAAAUAAAUGUAGAGGAGAUCAGGUACUCACAAACCAAGAGCCAAACAUAUCCAUGUGGCUCUCAUGGGAACAGCACUGGGAACAUUAAUCAGGAUGUCCCUUUCCUUCUUGGGAUCUUCUGGUAGCAGAUAUAAUAAGGAAAAAAAAAUGACUGUAAACACUUACUACUUCAGUAAAGUGUUUAUUAAUCCAACAGGUAAAACAGGAAUGGAGGAAAAAAAGAGUUACUCCAAUAAAAUACAUAAAAACUAGCAAUAUGGUAAAGAGUCCAAUAAGGGAGUCUCUGAAAAUCCGAAACGCGUUUCGCCCCGUACCAGGGGCUUCCUCAGUCGGUAAUACAUGUAUCCUCUUCCUUGGCGUCCUUUUAUAUAUGUGUAGGAUGGCCGGCUUCUAUCUGUGGAACGCAUAUCCUGAAGUGGAACGCACUUCCGGCAUCACUGCGCGUCACUUCUGGGUUGUGACGUCUUUCUGAUGGAGACGCCGGCCUAACUUCCGGCGUAGUGACGGCCGAAUAGUGAUCGUCACGCUAACAUGACGUCGGUCCAGUUGGAACGCACGACACGUGACGUGUGCGUUCCACUUCGGGACCUGUGGAUAAAGGUUUUUAAACAUAUACAAAUCUUAUAAUUAAAGUGCAUUAUAGCCAAAAAUAUACUUGUUAGAAAAAAGUACAUAGAUAACGAUAAUUUGAAAGUGCUUCCGCGUGACUAAUAUUAAUAAAUAAAUGCAAUGUGCUAUUUAAGGUGCUAGUGCUUUCAUAACAUCACAUUUUUUUUAAAGAGAUAGUGUCUCUACAGAAUUCUGUUUUAUUAAAUAUUGACAUAAAUUUAUUUCUAAAAAUCAAAACAAUUUGACUGGUGGAAAAGAGCAAAAAAUUAGCAAUUUAUUCAGUCGGAAUUCUGACUUUGUCAAGGAGUGACUUUGGGAAGUAAAUGCUUUCCUCCAUUGAUUAAUGUUUCCAAAAAUACAUAUCUUUAAAAUCUCAAAUAAAAAAAACUUUUCUUCAAUAAAAUGAGCAGAUCCUAAAAUAAAUGACAUGUUUCAAAGUCAGAAUUCAGAAUGUAUGGAAUAAGUGUAUUAAAAUUAUAAAUAAAUUUCAUCUCUUCCAGCCCUAUUUUUUUUUUUUUUAUAAAAUCUCACCCUCUCCAGUCAUGUUUAACUAUUUUGAGAGGGCAAAAAAACAAAUGGAAGAGAUGAAAUUUAUUUAUAAAUGUUAUGAAAGCACUAGCACCUUAAAUAGCACAUUGCAUUUAUUUAUUAUUAGUCACGCGGAAGCACUUUCAAAUUAUCGUUAUCUAUGUACUUUUUUUACUAACAAGUAUAUUUUUGGCUAUAAUGCACUUUAAUUAUAAGAUUUGUAUAUGUUUAAAAACAUUUUUCCACAGGUCCCGAAGUGGAAUGCACACGUCACGCGUCGUGCGUUCCAACCGGACCGACGUCAUGUUAGCGCGACGUUCACUAUUCGGACGUCACUACGCCGGUGUUUCCAUCAGAAAGACGUCACAACCCGGAAGUGACGCGCAGUGAUGCUGGAAGUGCGUUCCACUUCGGGAUAUGCGUUCCACAGAUAGAAGCCGGCCAUCCUACACAUAUAUAAAAGGACGCCAAGGAAGAGGAUACAUUUAUUACCGACUGAGGAAGCCCCUGGUACGGGGCGAAACGCGUUUCGGAUUUUCAGAGACUCCCUUAUUGGACUCUUUACCAUAUUGCUAGUUUUUUCCUCCAUUCCUGUUUUACCUUUUGUAUUAAUAAACACUUUACUGAAGUAGUAAGUGUUUACAGUCAUUUUUUUCCUCAUUAUAUCUGCUACCAGAAGAUCCCAAGAAGGAAAAGGACAUUCUAAGUAAUGGUCCCAGUGCUGUUCCCAUGAGAGCCACAUGGAUAUGUUUGGCUCUUGGUUCAUUUGCCUACAAUACUACACUAUAUUGCUUUUUAUUUUCUUUUAGAUAUCUCUAGGAGUGUGAUCCACCAUCUGUAUGUAUUGCUUUUGUGUUUAUAUUUGAGUGGUAUAAGGGGUUUCCCACUCAGGUGACAUAUCACACUCAUAUUGUCUUCACUGUAUAUAUUGCACUUUCUUUAUUAAAGCAAUAUGUCUGCCUGAAGCCAUUCACUGUAAAUAUUCUCCUUCCAGAGGCCGUAAUCAAGCCCCUACCACUGGAGCAAUCUCCCAUGACUAGCUUUGUGGUUGGAGAUUCCUCGUCGUUGGAGUCGUCCUCUGAUGAAGAUGGAGAGAAAAUAGAGUUACCAGAGCAACCUCGUCCAGUUGAUGAAUGUGUUUGCAUACUUAAGAAUCCAGAUGUAAGAGAAAAGGCUUUCAUAUAUACAUAGAUUAGAGGGUUGUGUAUAAGAACAGAUGGACUAUCUAUGUUGGUGAAAGUCCAAACACAAUGUAAAACAGACAUGGGCCAUCUGUACUGUAGGCAUGCAUUAUUUUGUAAAAUAAAUACAAUACUAAUGUUUUACUACAGUGAUAAUUCAAUGUGAAUUUCAAAUACUAGGCCAAAGUAGCCAUAGCCAAACUAGAAGGAUAGCUGACUUUGAUAUUUUUUUUUUUUUUUUAGUUAAGCUAUUUUGCCCUUAAAUUUGAAAUUCACUUGAGUGAAUAACCCUGUACAUUUCAGCGGGGUGAGUGAGUUAAGUUCAUAGUAGCGUUUGCAGUAAUGAAGCAUCCCGCCUGUUGCAGAUUUUACUGUUGAUUAAAGGUUCAGUGAUGACUUACAGGGCAAACUUUAUCUCAAAGUAAUUAUAUCCAGGCUUCAGUUCCUCAGAGCCCUCUCAUCCACCCUUCCUCUCAGCCACUGCAGUGAUGAACAAGGUUUGCCUUGGGUGCUACUGAGCCAAAGAUUAAUCUUGCACUGGAGAUAACGUUUGCAUGCUUGAGUACCCCCCGGAGUGUUCCAUUUAAUUUAAAUGUGUUUGAUGUAAUGUCACCUAUGGGGACAUAUUAUGGCACUGGCCUGGUCUGCAUCUCACUGCUGUCAGAUUCCUGCAUUAAGAGAAUGUAAAAAACUUUUUAUUGAGAUCUUUGUAUUUUAGCAAAUCUAAAUACAGUUAGAACUCAGGAUCUGAUUAGUGGCCAUGAUAGAACAUAAAUUAAUGAUGAGCAUCCUUCUUUUAUGGAGGGCCUAUACCCUGGAGCAAUAAAUAAAAAAAAUCUCCAAUAACCAUUGCGUAUGGAGUACAUUGGUAUUACUGUUCUCAUUGUGACAUUAUGAGAUAAUCAGAGCGUUAAAUUAAGCAUUACUCUCUCUGAACUGCAGUUUAACCCUAGCUUUAUAAUUGCCAAAUGGCUCACAAGCUGUCUGGGAACUGGGUGUAGGAGAGCAUUUCUACCUCUGUACCCCAUUCCACCUGGAUUUGUCUUUGGUCUUUCUACGUAGCAAUGGAUUGCUGAUACGCUCCCAGAACAUUUUACUAGUUUUACAGAGCCUUUUAUUGCAGGGCUAUUCAGUAUUUCCAGUCUUUCACUUUGUACAAUUCACUAAAAGCUUGCGGUAUUUAUAUAUUUUUACCAGUGUUUGUCAAAUAUUUGGUUUGUUUGCUUUGCUGUUACUUCACAAUAUUAUUAUUUCCUCUAAUAUUUACUUAGUUGCCAUAACCUGUGAAAGUAAGGGGCUUAAUGACACUUUCCCCCUCUUUACUUUAUAGCAAGGAGCUCGAUUCCUAAGUGAUGCUGAAGUGAUCAGACUUGUAAAUGCAAAACACAUCCCUUCCUACAAACUGGAAACCAUGAUGGAGAGCCCUGAGCGGGGAGUGGCCAUUCGCAGAAAAAUGCUCUCAGGCAAACUGCCCCAGUCAUCAGCCAUCCAAAACCUUCCUUACAAGAACUACAACUAUUCUUUAGUGAGUUAGUGUGGGGUAUGAGAGAGGCAAUGUGGUGUAUGCAGGGGACUUUAAUCAAAUGGCAUUUACACAGUACCAGAAAAGGACAUGUCUCACGUUACUUACACACAAAAUGGUAGCCAGCGCUAGAAAAAUUAUCUAUUUGGUCACUUAGAAUGAAUAUAUAUGUUAUUUUUUAUUUUAUUUUCAAGCAACAUAUAUUUUUUCAAUAACACGUUUUAGGGGGUAGGGCGGAUUGAGACAUGUUUGAAUUUACUUCUUUUCGAUGCCUAAACUCUGUCAUCACUCUCUCUAGGUCAUGGGCGCUUGUUGCGAGAAUGUCAUUGGGUACAUGCCCAUCCCUGUAGGUGUAGCUGGUCCUCUUCUUCUAAACAAUAAGGAGUUCCAGGUACCCAUGGCAACAACAGAAGGAUGUCUUGUGGCCAGCACCAACCGGGGCUGCAGAGCCAUAAUGGUGAGAUUAAUUCUAAUUUAUAGAUUCAUUGGUGUAGUGGCAACUUCCUGUAUUUCGAAAAACCUGCCUUCCACAACAGACUGCAGAUUGAAACUGCCAAUAAUAGUAGCUUCCCUUACUGAUCCUGUAAUGCACGUUGGCCAGAGACAUUUUCAAGUUGAUUUUUGUAAACUGUUCACUGAGCUUAAUUAUCUUAAUUUGCCAUUUCAGCUGGGAGGUGGUGCACACAGCCGAGUGCUGGCUGAUGGGAUGACACGUGGGCCAGUGGUCAGGUUGCCAAGUGCUUGCGAUGCUGCUGAAGUGAAGACCUGGUUAGACAGCGCAGAAGGAUUUAAAGUUAUGAAAGACGCCUUUGACAGUACCAGCCGGUAAACAUUACUUGCCUGUUAUUGGCUCAUUUUGUAGAUUGGGAGAUCCAAAGGCUGAUGUGUAAAGUGGCGAGCACUAAAUAGAUCUGAUUUUUGUUAGGUUUGCUCGGCUUGGAAGACUUCAGACCAGUGUUGCUGGAAAAAAUCUGUACAUCAGGUUUCAGUCAAAAACUGGAGACGCCAUGGGAAUGAACAUGAUCUCUAAGGUAAGUGGAGAUCUCCUUCCAAAAUGUUACAUUUAAAAUCUUCUAUUGGCUCACUAACCUCUCUCGUUGUAUUAGCCAACGGCACAAUCCAUACAAUAAACUGCAACUACCAGCACUGUAACACUUGUUGUAAUCUGCUUUCCAUGUGAAAUUGUCAUAGUUGCAUGUCCUGUAUUAAUGGCUGUGAUGUUACAGGGCACCGAGAAGGCACUUUCCAGGCUGCAAGAAGAGUUUCCUGAGCUACACGUGUUAGCUGUGAGUGGAAACUAUUGUACAGACAAGAAGCCAGCUGCUAUCAACUGGAUCGAAGGGAGAGGAAAGUCAGUGGUGUGUGAAGCAAUCAUUCCAGCCAAAGUAGUGCGUGAGGUAAAUAAAGGUUGAAAGUUCUGCUUUCCCAACCCUCAUUUAUAAAAUCAGCCUCUGUUAUAAACCCAUAAAGGCUCUCUGGGUAAGUCAUUUAUGUGAUAAUUGUCAGGCAUUCAAAGUAAAUUUCAGCUUUGGAAACCACUGUAAUACAAAACAGGAGGUUGGGAGCUUGUUCUAGCUGCUGCCCUAACGGCUAAUAUUUGGCACUUUAGAAAGCUAUGCCGUUGCCUGUUAUUCUCAGCUUCUUGACACGUUUUUAGACAUGUGUUUUAAGCCUGUUUGAGAAAGGUGUUUGCAUGUGCCUGCAGUGUUUGCGGUUUUUGUCUGUUAAUGAAACGUGAUCUGAAUUUCUCCAGGUGCUGAAAACCUCCACAGAAGCUCUGGUGGAAGUGAAUAUAAAUAAGAAUCUGGUGGGCUCUGCCAUGGCCGGCAGCAUCGGAGGUUUUAACGCACAUGCAGCUAACAUAGUGACUGCUAUUUAUAUUGCCUGCGGACAGGUCAGUAGACAUAAUGCAUGGACUAUAUUUUGUGUACAUGCCUGAUGUAUUCCAUUACGAUACUUCGACAUUAUGUAAAAUUCUCUGCAUUUGGUUUUAUGGCAUGUGUUCGUCUAUAAAUAUCAUAGUUUCAGAAUUCAUGUUAUCAGAUGGUUACAAACGCUGCAUAGCGUAGUUUUGUGCCGUAACUUGGUGUUUGAUUCCUCAGGACGCUGCACAGAACGUGGGAAGCUCCAGCUGCAUCACACUGAUGGAACACACGGGUCCGAUGCAUGACGAUCUGUACAUCAGCUGCACAAUGCCGUCCAUUGAAAUCGGCACUGUAGGAGGCGGGACCACCCUGGCCCCACAGCAAGCAUGCUUAAAGGUAUUCUACAUCCACUAAUAAUCCAAGCACCGUGGGUAUGGUUAUAGAGGAGUGCAAUUUGUCCACACAAGCACGGGAUGAUCAGAGACACAUUUCUGAUGUAAUACAAGCCUAGUAACGCCCUAAUUAGAUCUUUUGAUUGUUCAUAUUCUGAUAUGGUCAAAUCAAGGUUUUGCAUAUUUGAUCACAUUGGCUCCAUUUCAAAAUAACUGCAUAGGAUCAAUUAAUGCCACUGGCAAGCACUGAUUGAAAACAAAUUUGAGCAUUAGAUGUAUUUGAAGCAAGGAAUGCAUAGCUCGUACAUCAACAUAUAACAAAACAACCACUUUGAGUGUAGAUAAUUAAUAGACAAACUAAAAUAUAUAAAAAUACGUAAAUUUACAAAAAAAUUUUUUUUUUUUAAAUCUUCCAGUAUUUCCUGGGCAGCAUGUACAAACAGAUACACACUUUAAAAAGGGACAUUACAUAUUUUAAAUCUUAAUCACUGGGGCUGAAGUUUGAUUUAAAGGGAAUAGGUUUUUAGGGAUUUUAGAGUAGUGACAGAUUUAAUAUUUACUGGGAACUUAUUCCAUUCUUGUGAUACUCUCUGUGCGGAGGUGUUAGACCUUCUCUCCUAUGAAAUGUAAAAUGCUGACAGUUUGUUUUUUAAUGUUUCAUCAAGAUGGUUUCUGCUGUUAGGGAGAAUUAUGCAACAUAAUGUGGAGAACAAUGGAACAUUAUUGAUAUUUUACAUGUUUGCUUUGUACACAGAUGUUGGGUGUCCAAGGUGCAAGUAUAGAACGACCAGGCGAGAACGCGUGUCAGCUUGCGCAGAUUGUCUGUGCGACCGUAAUGGCGGGAGAACUAUCUCUAAUGUCUGCCCUGGCAGCUGGACAUCUAGUAAAGAGCCACAUGGUGCACAACAGGUGAGACACCCAUCCAUGGGUUUAUAAAGCAUUUACUUUAUUACUGUUAAAGUGUGAAUUAUCAGUAGACCAAAGAGAAUUUCACAUUUUAGACCAGAUCUGCUCAAUUGGGGGAGAACAGAAAUCUCCAAAUCAACUUUAUUUUCUGUUACGUUCGUUUGGCCUAAAACGUGUAGUUCCCUUUAACUCCCUGACAACGCACAGUGCAGUGAAUAACUCUGGAAGCAUUUACAUGUCUUCGAGUUAAUAUUCCUAAAAUUGCCGUACUAUACAACCGAAUACAGUGUCUGUAAAACACCAACACUCCCUCGCUCCCCCAAAUAAUCGUAUUCUUUAAUUUCUCACUUUUUAAAGUGCACCUUCAGUACUUUAAUAUAAUUCCAUGUACAGUCGGUACUCUCAUAGGUUUCCAUAUACAAUCGAUACUCUCGUAGAUUUCCACUUACUAUCGGUAUUCUCAUACAAUUCCACUUACUAUUGGUACUCUCGUAGAUUUCCACUCACAAUUGAUACUUUCAUAUAUUUCAGGUCGAAAAUAAACCUCCAGGACCUCCGAGGAACUUGCACAAAGAAAGCAGCCUGAUUUUUAUUUCAUUUUGUUGGAUGGGUUUUUAUUGAAAAAUCCUUGAAGGACAAUCCUGUCCUAAAGAAAAAGAUGAAUAACGGAAAUGGUUAACUAGAAUAAAGGUGCUUUUACUACAAAUAUAAUGGAUGGGGAUACGGGCUGCUGACUCAGCACAACCUGAACCCAGUGGGAACUUGCCAGCAAAGAGGCCUCCCAUGUGUGUCCACUUGUUCGUUUUUCUUUCUUACAAGGGUCCAUUAAAUUUUUGUUGGCAAACCAAUGUUUUGCUGGCAGUAUAAAUAUUGUCCUUUAAAAUUGCACAUCUGUAUAUUUAUGCUAUUUAUGUAAGUCUUGUAAUGGGCUGCAGUCCCGUCACGGUUGUUAAGCUACUCUGGAGAUUACUUUAUUUAAAAAAAAAAAAAAAAGUUUUAUUUUGUUAAGAAUUGUUAUAUACCUCAAAUUUUAGGGACAUUUUAAUGUAUUUCUUAUUGUUGGCUUUUAAAAGAAAUGCUUAAGGUGCCAAACGGUGCCCCCCCUGAUGAUUAUGGACUAAAAGUCCCAUAAUUGAUGAAAUGCAGUUGUCGUCCAUAGGACAUCUGUUGGCCAGUUUGACAGCCCUGAAUUAAAAGUAUAGUUUGAUUUAAUUGCAAGAUUAAGUAUCUCGAAUCUAUCCAAUCUAUAUACGGUGCAUUGUGGUUAAAUGUGUGUCUUACUGGGGAGUUAAGUUCAGUACAUUUCCUAAAUAUUUAAAGGCCAGAUAUCUUGAUGUGCUAUGGUUUUUUUUUUUUUUUUGUUACGUAUUUCUCCCCAAAUAAUCCCAGUUCUUUUAUUCAUUUCAACAUCUGCCACACAGGCUGUCCAUAAUUAAAAUACCAAAACUGACAGCCAAGGUAUUUCUUUACACAAUGUUUAAAUACAAAACACCAGGCCUGGAUCACUUUUUGUGCAUUUGGUAAGACUUGACGUCGUCAUAAAUAAAGCAUCUAUUUCCGUUUUAUUUAUCCGUUGGUCUUUAUUGGGGGGAAGAAGAGAUUCCAUUCUUGUAAUAUAUUGCUACCUAUACUAUAGUAUGUUAUGAUAAAACAUUUUGAAGGACAAGGGAAUGUUCUUAAAAGGAUUUAAAUAAAUGUACUUAUUUUUCUAAGAUUGCAGUUUCUUUUUGCUGCCUGUUAUUGUUUUGUGAAAUUAUUUUUUUUUUUUUGUGAUAUGUAUUUUUUUUAUAGUUAAAGUAUGUGUACAAAUACACUAGGAUUGUACCUGUAAAAU
This is a messenger RNA of Pelobates cultripes (western spadefoot toad), 25079 nucleotides long. The record is from the annotation of a GenBank genome assembly. NCBI's taxonomy places the organism in Eukaryota, Metazoa, Chordata, Amphibia, Anura, Pelobatidae.